UAAGAAGGAGGUGGGAAGCGCUCAAAUGACGCAGUAAUAAUCCUGAAAAGAUGUGUCCAAUCCAGGAGCUGAGGCUUCGUGUGUGGUGUGCCGCCUGAACUCACUUCUCUGUGGACCCGCGUUUGGAGCAGCCCAGAGCCAGAGGGACAGCGGGACAGCGGGACUCAUGGAUGCCACAUGCUGACCUGCGCGCCCCCGGUACAUGCUCCUUGGGCGCGUGCACAGCCAGGUGCUGACAGCUCGGACACAUAGAGCGCGGUUUGCUGUGCGCCUGAAGAUGCGUUCUAACGCAGUCCUCGCGUACUUUGUGGCGGUCCUCAGCGUUGUCCUCCUCACUCCGUGCGUCUGCGAGGACGUAGACGUGCUGGUGUUCCUGCCCCAAAAUAACUCAUACCUUUUCUCCCGCGCCAGGGUCGCACCGGCGAUCCUUUACGCACAGCAGAGACUCAAAGCGCACGGGGGACCGCUCUCCGAGAUGAAUUUCAACAUCGAUUUUGACCAGUCGGACUGUGUGAACGCAGCCCUCUUCUCCUUGGUGGACAGGUCGUGCACACGGCGGCCAGACGUGAUCCUGGGGCCGGUGUGUGAGUACGAGGCUGCGGCGGUCGUGCGCCUGGCGUCCCACUGGCACAUCCCAGUCAUCUCCGCAGGUGCGCUGGCCACGGCCUUUAGCGACAAGAGUUCCGAGUAUUCUCACCUCACGCGCAUCGCUCCAUCCUACGUGAAAAUGGCCGAGACGUUCAGCGCGAUGUUCGAACACUUCUCGUGGAGCUCCGCGCUGCUCAUUUACGAGGACGACCGUCAGGAGCGGAACUGCUACUUCACUCUGGAAGGCGUCUACCACCUGAUGAGCGGCUUCAACGUUAAAACAUACCAGGUGUACGAGGGCGAGCGGCUGGACACGGAGGACGUGGUGCAGAGCAUCUCAGACACUGAAGUGGUCAUCAUGUGCAUGGGGGCAGACCAGAUCCGCAACGUUAUGUUGGCCGCUCACAGACACAGUCUGACCAACGGAAGUUACAUGUUCUUCAACAUCGAGCUCUUCAAUGCCUCCUCCUAUGGGGAUGGCUGGUGGCGGCGGGACGACGCCCAUGAUGCGGAGGCCAUGCAGGCAUACAGCUCUCUGAACACUCUUACCUUGCUCAAGAGCUCCAAGCCACAGUUUGAGAACUUUACCCUGGAGAUGAGGGGGGCCCUGAGGCGCGCAGGCCUCCAUGAUAGUAUUAAUCUGUUCAUGGAGGGCUUCCACGAUGCCCUGCUGCUCUAUGCCAUUGCUCUGCAGGAGGCACUGCAGAGAGGGCAUAGCAAGAGCAAUGCCUUGGAAAUCACCUCCCGCAUGUGGAACCGCACCUUUGAGGGUAUUGCUGGCCCAGUAUCCAUAGAUGCCAAUGGGGACAGAGACGGGGACUUCUCCCUGAUGUCCAUGACAGACACUGAGGCAGGGACAUUCGAGACAGUGGCCAGUUACUUCGGGGAGAAUGGGACGUUUCAGAUGCUGCCGACCUUCAACAGAGAGCAUUUCACACUGAGAGGCCGUGUACGCCCGCUGCCUGACACUCCCGACAAAUCUUGUGGGCUCGGAGUGUCUGCUCUCACCGGAGUCAUUGUGGGAGCUGUUUUGGGAAUCACACUGCUGGUGGCAUUCUUCUUUUUAAGAAAAAACUUUAAGAUUACGAUAGAGCGACGGACGCACCGAGACCAGUGUGAGGUGGGCAAGAGGCGCCAACUCAGAGAGGACUCCAUAAGGUCCAGCUACUCGGCAUCCUGAAGUCCACCAUCCUCCAGUCCAGAAUCCUGAAGACGCAAAGUCCAGAAUCCUAAAGUUUACCAUUCUUAAGUACAGAGUCCUGGGGUUCACCAUCCAAGUCCUCAGGUCCAGCGCCUUAAAGGGCCCGCAUUACGCUAUUUCUGAUCCGAUCUAAGUUUAAUGUUGUUUCCUCAUCAAAUACAUACAUGGAGUUGUGUUUUGUUUCAUUUGCAAAUGUUUAACACACAAAUCCUGCAUAUUUAGGCGUUUUUUCUCUCAAACAGAAAACACUGUGUUCUACCUAGCGAUUUCAUUUGAUAAUACAGGAAGUGCUCCAAUGUCUUUUUAAACUCCAUACACCUUCACUAGAAUUAUUUGGAUGAUUUCAGACCUGGAAUUGCCAAUCUCUACUGAAAAAAGGUAAAAGGUAACUGGUAACGUGAAAACUACCACUACAUGACAUCACAAGGUGCAACAGAGCAUUUUGAAGUUUGGAGAUGUAGAAAGACUAAUAAUAAAGGUUUGCUCAAACAUGUGAAUGAAACAAAACACAACUCCAGGCAUGUUUUUGAGGAGGUUUAAUGUCUACAAUCAGGAAGUUGAAAAUUCAACAAGACCAGAAUACUAAAGUCCACUAUUUUGAAGAUCAGAGUCCUGAGGUCAAACAAUCAAAGUCUACAGUGCUCAAUUCCAGCAUCUUAUGAUCUAAAAUCCUCUAGUCCAGAUCUUCAGAAUCACGAAGUCCAGAAUGAUAUAGUCCAGUGUCCUGAAAACCAGACUGCCAAAGUCCACCCUCCCUAAGUCUAGUCCAAAGUCCAGUCUCCUACAGUCCGAGACUCCAAACCAGUGCCUCCUCAUGGCACAGUGACUCAGAUGUGUAAAUACUGUUUUUAAAAAUAUAUGAAUGAAUGUAUGCGAUGACUGUCUGAGUGCCUUCCGUGUAUGACUCCUCUGUCUCAGGGUUGUAUUGUGUUGUAAGCUGUUGUAAGCUACUGGCAUUAAACUACUGACACAAACUG
Molecule: messenger RNA, 2766 nt
Organism: Periophthalmus magnuspinnatus
Lineage: Eukaryota; Metazoa; Chordata; Actinopteri; Gobiiformes; Gobiidae
Gene: npr3
Product: natriuretic peptide receptor 3
Exons: 8
Coding region: 203-1768 (521 amino acids)
Biological process (GO): vasodilation; regulation of blood pressure
Cellular component (GO): membrane
Molecular function (GO): natriuretic peptide receptor activity; peptide hormone binding
Source: RefSeq, a predicted model, not a curated record